AUGGUCGAUCGAAUUAUGAUCCUACCAUUUGGAGUAAUUUUAAUCGUUGUUUUGUUGCUACCAAUGUCAGCAACAGAACCGUGCGACAUGAAAGCUGAUGUUUGCGAAUAUAAGUUUAUUGUUGCUUAUCAACUGACAAUGGUGAAAGGAAAACAACUCCUGAAAGCUGUGAAUAGUAAACUCUAUCCAGUUGAAACCGUGAAUAUAAGUACAGCGACUCCUGUUCCAGAAGACGAGGUAAUUACAAUGGAUGGCUAUUCAGAGUCUCGACUAGUAAUUGCAGUUAAUGGAACAAUCCCAGGCCCGGCAAUCGAAGCUUACAUCGGCCAGACAGUUAUUGUUUACGUUGAAAAUCAACUAUACUCUAGUGACGUUACAAUUCAUUGGCAUGGAUUGCACCAAAGAGGCACACCCUUCAUGGACGGGGUUCCCUACGUAACUCAAUGUCCUAUAGGUCCAUCACAGUCGUUUGCAUAUAAGUUUAAACUUACACAAACUGGCACAUAUUGGUAUCAUUCUCAUAUUGGCACGCAAAGGACCAUGGGGCUCUAUGGAGCGUUUAUUAUUAGGGAAAAAAAUCCGAUGCCAAUACUAGAACAUAUUAUGGUUGUUACAGAUUACAAUCAUCACUGGGAUUCCGAUGUAGCUUACGUCCGGACUUUGCAAGGCAUGUACGUUAAGCAGAAAAAGAUCGAAAACACCCAUUCCUUAGACGGAUCAUUCUUCAGUCUUUUCAAUUUUCAUUCUGGUUUAGUCAAUGGCCGUGGACGAUUCUAUAGUCAAAAAGGUAUUCAUAACGAAGCGCCUCUUGCUAAAUUUACUGUUAAACCAGGAAAUAAUUAUCGCUUCAGAGUUAUAUCAGCCAGUGCUCAGUAUCCGUUUGAAAUUUCUGUUGAUGGACACGAGCUGCAGAUUGUUGCUUCAGAUGGUUCCGGAUUGGAGCCAUAUAUAGCAGAUGUCUUCGUUAUAAACCCUGGAGAACGCUUCGAUUUUAUUAUUACAACUAAUGAAACAGUUGGAAACUACUGGAUUCGGGGAAAAACCACAGAAAUUGAAAAGAACAACAGGUUUGAAGCUAUUUUGCAUUAUGAGGGUGCUCCUGAUGAAGAACCGAAUUCAUCACCUAGGAAUUGCACGCAAGAUGAUCCAUGUAACGUUUUAAAUUGCGCAUUUUCAUUUUAUCCAAUGGAUCAACACCGAAAAUGUAUCCCAUUUUCUGAAUUGAAUUCUACUUCUGAUUAUGAAGUGCCUCGUGUCGUACGUGGGAAAUGGAAAGAAUACUUUUUAAAUUUUGCUUUUCCGGGUGUACCCGGUAAAACACCGGGUUCAGUGAAUGGGCGGAAAUACGUUGAGCCCUCCGUAAAUGCGCUAUACCAGCCAGACGAAGUAGAUACAUUAUGUGACAAGAAAGACUGUGGGGUUGAUAGGAUAUGUGGGUGUACCUACUCUUUAAAACUAAUCAAAGGCGAUACUAUUCAAAUGAUUUUCCUAAAUAUGGGGAUGGGCAAAGGUUCCCAUCAUCCAAUUCACAUGCAUGGAUACACGUUUUCAGUAGUGAAAAUGGGUUAUCCUACUUUUAAUGAAACUACUGGUUCAUUUAUCGCCGAUACUUCCGAUGUUGACUGCCGUGGUGAUCCGAAGAAGAAUUUUUGCAAUGAUGCUGCCUGGAGCAACAGCAACUGGGGUGGUGACAACAUCCCCGGAAUUAAAUUAAAAAGAGCUCCACUGAAGGAUACUAUCAUUGUACCGUCGGGUGGCUACGCUGUUAUUCGGAUCAAGGCCGAUAACCCAGGUUUAUGGUUUAUGCACUGUCACAUUGAAAUGCAUAAUAUGGACGGAAUGGCAAUGCUUCUGAAUGAAUCUUUCGCUGAUGUGCCCAAAGCACCGGAUUAUUUUCCUGUUUGUCGAAAUUUCACGCCUGAAGCAAUCAGUCGGAUACCAGUUGUCACAGUAUUAGAGACUACAACCAUUACCACACCAUUAAUUAAUCUAGAAGAAGACAUUCAAAAAGAUCGAGAAAUUGAAAAAAUGACCUUUGGCAUUCUCGUUGCCGUUAUUUGCGUCCUCUGUUUGAUUAUCAUUGUUUUAACUGUCGUGUUGUCAAAGAGAAGCCUUCAAUAA
Acanthosepion pharaonis is the source of this 2121-nucleotide messenger RNA. NCBI's taxonomy places the organism in Eukaryota, Metazoa, Mollusca, Cephalopoda, Sepiida, Sepiidae. The record is from the annotation of a GenBank genome assembly.